AGUGAUGUCAACACAUAAACACAAGGCCAAGAAGUAGAAGCACAAAAUGGUUAAAAUCUUAUGGAUUAUAUCUCUCAUUUGCAUAGCUCACGCAAGUAAAGAGAAGCUCCAAGAUUUGGACCAACUUCUUGACGACCCGAACAUAUGGCAGUAUAUAGAAAAGCGUGUUGAACAAAAUAAGAACGAUGAUAUACCCAUAGAAAACGAUGACAACAACGACGACGGCGUUGAUGAUGUUGGUUCGCCGAAACAGAAAAUCCAAUUGCAAAACAGACACCAAAAUUUCCGACAACCAGACAUGCGCAAUGAAAACCAACGUCGUUAUCCUAACUAUAGAAAUGAGCACAAUUAUCAUGAAACAAAUCCUUAUGGCCUUAAAACUCUGUCUGAUAGCUCAGGCAAUUCAUGCAGUUACAACCUAAAUACAAGUGUAAUAAUCAAAUCCCAGUCGUCUCUGGAUAAUGGUGCAGCUUAUCUGAAGAAUGCUUUUAAUUUGAGUGCGAAGGAAUGUGCCAAGAAAUGUUGUUACACACAGAAUUGUAACCUAGCAGUAUACGAGGCGAAGGAAGAACACAGCUGCUAUCUUUUUGACUGUGGUACACCAUCAAAAUGUGUGUUUGCUCAUCAUGGCAACUACAGUGUGAUGUCAUUCCAAAUCAAUGACUUUAUGCCAAGUGCUCAUCAACAGUAUCAUGAGAAUGAAUUAGAAAACCUUGGUAAAGCUAAACCUCCGACUCCAUCCCCACCACCGCCAGCUACCCACACACCAACACCUUAUCCACAAAGACUAAAAGUGCCAUUGUAUGGAGAUUGUGAUAUAGAUUGGGAUGAACAGUGUGUUGAUAGAAAUGCAGAAUGUCGUGAUGAACAAUGUAAAUGUAAAAAAGGUUACCAUGCCAUCUAUGCUAUUUGUAGAGAAGUUUGUAGUGAUGAAGAAUUUCAAUGUAAAAAUAAAGGACAAAAUAUUGAUGUACCUGAUUGUAUAGAUAGUAAACAUAGAUGUGAUGGAGUUCCACAAUGUGCUGAUGGUAGUGAUGAAGAGAAGUGCCCUAAAAAAUAUGAAGAAAAUGUAGGAAGUAAAACUGAAGUGAAAGGAAAUCAAAGGACAAUUGCAGAAAAUAGGGAUUUACCUAGCCUUUCUAAUAGAGUAGCAAGUAAAGCCAUACAAAAUCCUGUGCCUAAGAACCAGUCACCAUUACUGACAAACAGUGAUAAAGUUUCUGGGAACCAGUUUUAUGGACCGGUACCAGAUAAAACUGGAUUUGUUAAUCCAAACUUGUAUGGAAACAAUAACCCCUUGCUGCCCCAACAAAUGCAGGAUUUCUAUUGGCCACAACAGCAGGGAUUGUUAAAUAACCCACAACAGUACCAGUCACCCUACUCAGAUUACCCACAAUUCCAAGGUCAGCAAUUAGGUCAAGGAUAUUUAAAUCCUCUUGGAUAUGGAGGACAGAAAUACAACAACCCAUUCAAUCCUGGACUAAAGAGUGAUAAUUCAAAUGUCAAUUCAAAAUUUUACGGUGCAUAUGGACCAAACCAAAAUGUGCCUUUGCAGAAAUAUCCUUUGAACCAAGAAUAUGAUAAAAAUGCCGGGAAUGAUAUGAAUCAAAAUUAUCCAGACUCUGUCAAACCUUUGUAUGGUGAUCUGAAUGUAUAUCCUAAAUAUAACAAUCUCCCUCCAAAUGGAUACCCUAGACUGCCACAUGAAGGUAGGAGAAAUAAUAAGACAAAUGUAAAUAAACAGCCUGUACCUCAGCCAACUACAACUAUUAAAACAACACAUCCCUCUACUACUACUACUACAACAACCACGACAACAACAACUUCUGCUCCACCUGUUGUCAUGACAACUAGAAAAUCAGCCAUGAAUGAAAACAAUGCAUACAUUGAUGAAAACUAUUAUCCAGGUUGGUCAGGAAAUGAUGAUAGCUAUUAUAAAAAUAAUCGUCAGCAAAAACAACAGAAAUCUAAUAGACAUAAAUCUCAAAAUGGUCAACAACAUUUUAAGGGUUCAGAUGACAACAGGCCUUACCAAAAUUCAGAUGAUAACAAACAUUUUGAAGAUUCAGGUAAUAACAAACAUUUUGAAGAUUCAGGUAACAACAAACAUUUUGAGGAUUCAGAUGACAACAACAAACAUUACAAAGACUCAGAAGACAACAGGAAUUACAAGGAAUCACAUAACAACAGGAAUCCCCCAGUUUCCCAUGACGACAAGCAUUACAAAACUAAGGUAGAUAACUCCGGAAAUGAAAAUUUUCGUAAUAGAUAUCCAUACAGAUUUAGACAGAAAGGAAAAUAUUCAGAUUAUGAUGACAACACGAGAUACAAUAAUUGGCCAGAGUAUUAUGAUGAUGGCUCUGAUUAUUCUGAAUACCGCCAACAACAGAAUCAUAGACCAGGCAAGGAUUACUAUGAGAAUAUAUUUGCACCAGAUAAACAGUCAAAUGACAAAGAUGAAAAUCAUGAAGACAAAGUAAACACUCCAGCCCCACCUAAACCAGUGGUUGAACAGCCAGAUGAAGACAAAUCAGAAGAAUCUGAUAAAGAUAUACCACUAGAGACAGAUGAUAAGGAUGAAGAUAAAGAUCAACAGAUCAAAGCUGAUUCAGAGGAAAAAGAACCAGUAAAACAGAAACCGACUGAUAGACCUGAAUAUGCAAAAAAUUCUACUACAACUACGUCUGAAACUCCUAAAGAACCAACAGAUACAGAGAAAAAAGUGGGCUUGGAAGGACCUAAAAAAGUUGUAAUAAAAAGUCCAACAGACAAUAAUCAAGGCCCAAUCGUGGCCCUGGCAUUAGGACUUGGUAUUUGUCUAAUGUUACUUAUAUUUGUUGGCUGUCGAUUACGGACAGUUAAGCGAAGAAUCAGACGUGGAAAAAGUUUGCAUUCCAAUGAAGCCGAUUACUUGAUAAAUGGCAUGUAUCUGUGAAAUGUUUAUUGCUUAUCAUGCUUAUACAGGGUCAGGGUUUUAUAUAUAUCCAAAAAUGUAAAAGAUUCUUUGAAAGGAUUGUACUUUUUGUCUCACUUUCCUGUCCCAGUUUUAUAGUAAUCAUAUCUUUUCAACAGUGAAAACAGAUAUUCCAUAUUGCCAGAUGUUUUACUAGAAAUUUGGUCAAAUAUGUUGUUAAAAUUUUGGAUCCUUAAAAUGAUUUGAAUGAAAAAAAUUGUAAAAAGGGGAAUCGAAAAAAUUCUCUUUGUUCUAACAAAUUUACUGAUAUAAAUAUUUGUCAGUAGGAAGCUAUAUUUUUUUUUAUUACUGAAUCAUCAGUCAGUUACCAGAAAGAUAUUAGGUCACAAGUUUAAUGAUUUAGGCAAAUUUGACUUAACUGUGUAUUGUCUGUUUGCUGACAUUUGAAUUUCAUGUUAAAAUUCACCAAUGAGGUAAUAAAAAAACAAGUCAAGAAUGUUGUUGAAAUAGAACAAUAUCUGUUUGAGUAUAAGAUCUUCACAUUUGAUGCAAAAGUUUGUGUUUCUAAAUCAGUGUCAUUUAAAAGACAAAUAAAUGUUUGAACUGCUUUAUUCAUGGCAAAAAGUUAAUAUGAUGUGUACACUGAUUUAUAAAUUCAGUACAAAGUCAGACCUAAAGUUAUUAACAGAUGUUUUGAUGACUUGUAAAUUCAGUACAUUUUACAACCAAACUGAGACAUGUGUUAACUUUUUUUAACAACUGGUCAGUUCAUUUUGAAUUUAACCUAGAGCAUUUUAAAUUUGUCAGGUAUUGAAAUAUUUAUUUCCAAAUGUGAAACAACUCUCUAUAGGAGAUUUACUUGAGUUUCUCUGGUGCAGUUUUGUUUCAAGACUUGAUAUUUUUAGAAUUAUACUUUAUAGAACAACUUUUGUUAACACUCAUUUGAUAUUGGUUGUAAAGCACCAUACAGAGUAAUAAAUAUGUUUUAAGAAGAACUAGAAUAGCAUGCUUGUGCUAGUUUGAUAAGAAAUGUAUAACUAAAUGCACUUUGAUCUCUGAGAGUGAGAAGUGCUGGUUUUCUUUACUAUUAUUCUUUUAUGUCUAUCUUUCUUGUACAAUCACAUCAUUUUUCUUAAAUAGUAUAGUUUCUUGUAUAUAUUGACUAUAAUCAAAGUAAUAUUUGCCUUAUGAUAGCGAGUUAGUGGAUAUGUUAAAAGUUUUUGAGUAAGGUUCUUACACUUUUUAAGUGAAUGUCUUUGCACAAUUAGAGAUAAGAUUAAAUACACUGUCUAAUAUUACCUAGCAUGAAAACCUUAUUUUUCUUGGCAGUGUUCAUGUAUAACAGCUUAGCUAUUUAAGUGUGUAGUAAGUGCAAUGGAUAUGUUUCUUUAUUUAAUACCUAAUCCAUGAAUUAUUUUUAGUCCCCUACUGACGAAGUCGAAAGAGACUUGAGUUUGCACUCCGUCUGUCUGUCUGUCAGUCCAUCCGUCAGUCCGGGAAAUCAGUUUUCCACACUUUUUGUCUUCGGGCUUAAAGAUAUUUAUUUGAUAUUUGGUAUAUUGUUUAAUCAUGACAAGUUACAGAUCCAGUUCAAAUUUUGUUCUGGUCUGAUGAUUUUGUGCAGAGUUAUGGUCCUUGGACUUAGAAAAUUCACUCAAAUAAUCAGUUUUCCACACUUUUUUUCGUCAUGCUUGAAGAUAUUGAUAUGAUAAUUGGUAUAUAGUUUUAUCAUGACAAGUUACAGACCAAGUUCAAAUUUUGUUUCGGUCUGAUGAUUUUGUGCAGAGUUAUGGUCCUUUGACUUAGAAAAUUCACUUAAUCAGUUUUCCACACUUUUUUUUCGUCAUGCUUGAAGAUAUUGACUUGAUGUUUGUUAUAUAGUUUACACCAUGACAAGUUAUAGAUCAAGUUAGCAUUUUGUUGCAGUACAAUUAAUUUUUAACCGGUAGGGAACUAUUUAUUGCCAUGCAAUACUCUCAGAAUGCUUGUUUACCUAAAUAUGCAAAAUUCUAUGAAUGAAUAUUUGGUUUUACAGCUUGCAAGUUCUAUGGUUACAAGAACAAGUUUUACAGGCAUACAUUGAAAACUAAACAAAUGAAUGAAAAUGUCUGCAAACAGCCUAUUUCAGAAAAUAUAGGCAGUGCACACACUAUUUGUUCACAGUUCAAACUGGUGAAGUUAAAAAAUAGAAUAAAAAAUUGUUAUGAAAACAGCCAUUGAAACAAUACAAACAAAAAUUGUUGGAUAUUCUCUGGACAUUGUAUAUUAUACCUGUUUUAAAAAAAGAUGUUAAAUGUACCAAAAAUCAUGGGUAUUAAAUGUUAAUGGAGUUGUGAACAUGUGCAAUAUGUGUAAAAUUGUAGUAAAAUAUAUUUAUAUGCAAUGUUUGUGAUGUACUAUUGUGUACUUUUCCUCAGAGUUACAGUGAGACCUGUCAAAAUAGAACCCUAUGAAAUUUGAAAACUGUUUGAAUUAUCACCCAGUGUCAUAACAUACAAUGAUUAUUCUUUUGGGAUAAUUUAUUAUUAGAUUAUAUAAUUUUGAAGAAAAAAAUAAUAAUUUAUUAUUAGUUUAUCUAAUUUUGAAGAAAAAAAUCAAUUGCUGUUGGGUUUGGUUAAGACAGGUAUCACUGUAUAUGAACUCUGUGAAUUAGAAAUUGACCUUAUUAAAAUUUUUACAGGUACAUGUAUCAUAAUGAAAUUUUUUUCUGUGACAUAUUUUCUUACUUUGGAAUUAGGGGAAUUUUGUUUAUUAAAUGGUGAAUGCUAUUAAUGUUACAAAAAUGGCUUGGUCAGAAGACCCCAGAGUAUUACAUCUUGAUCUUGAUAGGUGCAGUUGUGCUCAUUUAUUUAUAGAGAAAUAAAUUAAGUUUAGAGAUGAUUGUGUUCAAACCAGGUUUUGAAAAAAAGACAAUCUAAUGGUUUAGAUCGAAGGCUUUUAAUUAUCGAUGGUGAAUCUCUCAAACUUAUUAAGGUCUCCACGAAGAAUAGAGAUAUAUGAGGUUUAUAUGCAUGAAAGGUUGAUGAAGCGUUUCUACAUGCUCAUCUCCACCAGGUCAAGAUGACCCAAAAGUAAUUGCACCUUAAAUUAAAGAUAUUUUAAAAUAUCAUAAAAUGGGAAGAUUGAAAAUUUUAUACUGAGAAAUAUUUUUUUUAGUAUAUAUGAAAGUUUUGAAGAAACCAGUGAAUUUUGACAUUGAGUAUUUAGCCUUUAUAACCAGCUUGGAAGGUAACUGAUAUAUAUGUUCCUGUUGAAAUUUUAUUGAGGCCAAUUUCUGUAAGCCUUGUAAUAUCAUAUAAGUGGUUGUGUAUUCUUUCUUUUAUAUGUUAAGUUUAUCCAUUCAUAAAUUUAUUUCAUUUAUUAUAUAUAUAAUAAGUAACAUUUAGUUUAGUUUAUAGUUUAUUGUUAUACUUGUAACAAUGCUUUAUUAAUUCCAUUAGUCUAAGAGAAGUGUGAUUACAGUUUGCAAUUUAAAGGGGGAGAGUGAUGCUUUAGAAUGAAGAAUCCUGUGAUAAUGUCUUUCUGAAGUUUAUAAUGAAAAGUUCAAAUUCACUGAAAGAAGAAAAGUUCUCAAACUAUUUUAGACAUAUUUUUUCUAUAUUGAAAUAAUGUAAAGGAAAUAUUAUUUUUAAUAUCAAAAUAUUAGAUGUGGAUUGUUCAUGACAUCUUUUCACUUUCUUUUAGAAAAUCCUACAAAUGUUUGUCUCCAUGAAUAACCUUAGCAACAUGCAUUUUUAUGCUUUUCAGUACAAAAGUAAUUGGACUCAUUUGCUGGUUUAAGAUAGAUGAGGGGUCUAAAUUAAAAUCAAUAGCAUUUUUCAAUAAUUUGCCAAAAUGCUAUAUAGAUGAAAAGUCUAACAAAUGAAUUACAUUCUUUUCACAAAAUUUGUACUUUUAAUUAAAGAUCUAGACCACUUGUGUUCUACUAUUUUACAAUCCAAGAUAGCUGAAGACACCAGAUCUACCUUAAUUAUUACAUUUAGUUUACAGGACUUUUUAAUAUUGAUGAUGGUGAUACAUAUUGUCUUGAAGUUUCAACAUCAAUCUCAAUGAUAUGAGUUUUAUACUUCUUGUUAGUAACAAUAUUUCACUGAUCCAUUAUUAAUUUGAAGAUUUGUGUGAAAAAUCUAUGUGUAUUAAGGAAUGCAGAAAUAUCUCAAUUCAAUUGUAACAUAGAUAUAUAUUGAAAUAUCAUUUAUUUGAUUGUGUUCCAAUUAAUCAGUGUUAAGACAAAUUUUUUCACCCAAAGUUUAUAGAGAUUAGAAUUGUUGCUUUAUAAAAAAUUGUUACCAACUAUUAACCAGAUUUGUAAUUAAGUUGGGGUUUUUUGUAAAAGACAGGCUUCUCUUAUUUUUUCAUUUUAUAAAUAAUCUCAGGCUUGGUAGAUCUGAUUCAUUUUCAAACUUUAUCCCACCAAACUUUGUAUGUUUAUAUGUUUUGUAAUUUUCUAUAGUUAAAUCAAAACAUGACAGAAGUGGAAAAUUUCUGUUUAAUAUUGGAAGAAAACAUGUUUCAUUUAAAGGGUAAAAAGUGAUAUUUUUUCUUUAUCAUUCCACUUUCUUCUGAAAUAAAAAAGGAAGAAAACGAUUUGAAGAAAUCCACUUGAUAUUUUUCUUAUACAUUAAAUGUACAUAGUUUAUUUUUGAGCUUAUGUACAGAAUUCCAUAGGAGGAGUUUAUUUUUGAGCCAAUGUAAAAGAAUUCCAAAGGAGGAACAUUCCGAAGAGAUAUGUUAGCAUGUUUCUGUUGUAUUUUAUACAUUGUUUAUGUUAGAUUGUUUAUUAAAUAAAUUUUGAUAGAAAAGUUG
Messenger RNA from Mytilus californianus (California mussel), 7720 nucleotides. Its product is annotated as probable WRKY transcription factor protein 1. The transcript is spliced from 8 exons. Lineage: Eukaryota; Metazoa; Mollusca; Bivalvia; Mytilida; Mytilidae. The record is from RefSeq and is a predicted model, not a curated record. The coding region runs from base 47 to 2935 and encodes 962 amino acids. Gene Ontology annotation, molecular function: protein binding.